This is a messenger RNA of Microthlaspi erraticum, 339 nucleotides long. NCBI's taxonomy places the organism in Eukaryota, Viridiplantae, Streptophyta, Magnoliopsida, Brassicales, Brassicaceae. The record is from the annotation of a GenBank genome assembly.
AUGUGUGAAAUCCAAUCCCUUGUGGUUCGACCCCUAAAUACUACAAUUAUAUGUUGUGCACUUGCAACACUAGUUGUCUUAGGGAAUUAUUACUUGUACUCAUCCCAUAGAUGCCGCAUCACUGAGCAUCGGUGGUUUGUCGGAGAGAGGCUUGAGACGGCGCCGCGAAGUGGAGAUCUGUGUAGGAGCAAUUGUUAUGGCGAGACUUUCGUGGAUGGAGAAAUUAGAGACGAAAACGGUCGUGGUGAGUGGAGGAGGCAGCUCCGGUUGCGAGGCGACGAAUUCAGACGGAAGGAAGUGUCCCGGCGGGCAGGCGGCGUUUCGGCAUGUCGGAGUUAG